Choloepus didactylus (southern two-toed sloth) is the source of this 2378-nucleotide messenger RNA. RefSeq names its product complement C1r (gene C1R). Gene Ontology annotation, molecular function: serine-type endopeptidase activity; calcium ion binding. Bases 152 to 2269 code for a protein of 705 amino acids. The record is from RefSeq and is a predicted model, not a curated record. The transcript has 11 exons. NCBI's taxonomy places the organism in Eukaryota, Metazoa, Chordata, Mammalia, Pilosa, Megalonychidae. Gene Ontology annotation, cellular component: blood microparticle; extracellular region. Gene Ontology annotation, biological process: zymogen activation; complement activation.
ACAUUCCUCCGGGAAUGGUUCCCCCCUUCCACCUCCACAGCCAUUCCCUCCCCCUUCCCUCCGCUGCAUGACCGUCUCUCCCUCAACACCUCAACGCAGAGCUCCGGAGACGCUGUCAGAGAGACCAGGAUCCAAACACAGGCCUUGAGAAAUGUGGCUCUUGUACCUCCUGGUGCCACUCCUGUUCUUCAGGGCGGGAGACUCCAGCCCCAUCUCUCAGAAGCUCUUUGGAGAGGUGACCUCCCCUCUGUACCCCAAGCCUUACCCCAACAACUUUGAGACAACCACUGUGAUCACAGUCCCCCAGGGAUAUGGGGUGAAGCUCAUCUUCUGGCAGUUUGAUCUGGAGCCUUCUGAAGGCUGUUUGUACGACUAUGUUAAGAUCUCUGCAGACAAGAAAAACCUAGGGAGGUUCUGUGGGCAACUGGGUGCCCCACUGGGCAACCCCCCUGGAAGGAAGGAGUUUGUAUCCCAAGGCAACAAGAUGCUGCUGACAUUCCACACAGAUUUCUCCAACGAGGAAAACGGGACCACUAUGUUCUACAAGGGCUUCCUGGCGUAUUAUCAAGCUGUGGAUUUCAACGAAUGUGCUUCCCAGGGCAGCUCCGUCCAAGACGAUCCCAAGCCCCGGUGCCAGCACCUGUGUCACAACUACGUUGGCGGCUACUUCUGUUCCUGCCAUACAGGCUACGAGCUUCAGGCGGACGGACACUCCUGCCGGGCCGAGUGCAGCAACGAGCUGUUCACAGAGCCAUCAGGCUACGUGUCCAGCCUGGAGUACCCCCGGCCCUACCCCCCGGACCUGCGCUGCAAUUACAGCAUCCGGGUGGAGCGGGGCUUCACCAUCCACCUCAAGUUCCUGGAGCCCUUUGAAAUUGAUGACCACCAGCAAGUACACUGCCCCUACGAUCAACUGCAGAUUUAUGCCAAGGGGAAGAACCUUGGAGAGUUCUGUGGGAAGCAGAGGCCCUCUCUCCUUGACACCAAGAGCAAUGCUGUAGAUCUGCUGUUUUUCACAGACGACUCUGGAGAUAGCCGGGGCUGGAAGUUGCACUACACCACUGAAGUCAUCAAGUGUCCCCAGCCCAAGACACUCGACCAGUUCACCCUCAUCCAGGACCUGCAGCCUCAGUAUCAGUUCCGUGACUACUUCAUUGCCACCUGCAAGCAGGGCUACCAGCUCGUGGAGGGGAAGCAGGCGCUGCUCUCCUUCACAGCUGUCUGCCAGGAUGAUGGCACAUGGCAUCGUGCCAUGCCCAGGUGCACGAUCAAAGACUGCGGGCAGCCCCGGAGCCUGCCUAAUGGGGCCUUCAAUUACAUCACCACAAAGGGCGUGAAUACCUACCAGGCCCGUAUCCAGUACGACUGCCAUAAGCCAUAUUACAAGAUGCAGACCAGAGCUGACAGCAGUGUGUCCACGCGAGGGGUAUAUACCUGCACAGCCCAGGGCAUUUGGAAGAACGAGCAGGAAGGAGAGAAGAUUCCUCGAUGUUUACCAGUGUGUGGGAAACCAGUCCACCCCGUGGAGCAGAAGCAGCGCAUUAUUGGAGGGCAAAAAGCCAAGAUGGGCAACUUCCCCUGGCAAGCAUUCACCGUCAUCUAUGGGCGAGGAGGGGGGGCCCUGCUGGGUGACCGCUGGAUCCUCACAGCUGCCCACACCCUCUACCCCAAGGAACAAAGCAUACAAAGCAAUGCCAGCAGGGAUAUAUUCCUGGGCCACACAGAGGUGGAGGAGAUCAUGAAACUAGGAAACCACCCCGUCCGCAGGGUCAGCAUCCACCCAGACUACCGUCAGGAUGAGUCCCACAAUUUUGAUGGGGACAUUGCCCUGCUGGAGCUGGAAAAUAGUGUCCCCCUGGGCCCCAACCUCCUCCCCAUCUGCCUGCCUGACAAUGAGACCCUUUAUGACAAGGGCCUCAUGGGCUACGUCAGUGGCUUUGGGAUAACAUCAGAGAAGCUCACAUCUGACCUCAGGUUUGUCCGUCUGCCCGUAGCUAAGCGAGAGGUCUGUGAGAGGUGGCUCCGGGGAAAGAAAAGGGAUGACGUGUUUUCUGAAAACAUGUUCUGUGCUGGGGACCCAACUCUAAAGCAGGAUGCCUGCCAGGGGGACAGCGGAGGGGUCUUUGCAGUGCGGGAUGAGGACAACGAUCGCUGGGUGGCCACAGGAAUUGUGUCCUGGGGUAUUGGGUGCAGCUGGGGGUAUGGAUUCUACACCAAAGUAAUCAACUAUGUGGACUGGAUCAAGAAGGAGAUGGAGGGGGAGGGCUGAGCCCAGAAAUCACUAGGUUACAAUCCAGAGAGCAGCGUGUAACAAAAAUUAUCUGACCAGUUGUUGAUCACCACUAAGAGUCCAUAUUAAAAUCACUGAUGCAGAAAUA